GUAAUGUAAAUGCAGCGUUGCUUGUUACCGCCUUUAAGUUUUCAUCUAACAAAUAAUAUUAUUCUAAAGUGAAAGUGUGACGAUUCGUAUUUAGUAAAUAGUUUUUAUUAUGGAUAAUCAAAGAGAGAAGGAACGGGAUCGGUCAAGGCGGGGAGACAGACCUUCACGUUUUUCGGACGCUAUCCGUGACCGAUCUAUUGACCGCGAUCGCUCUGAAGGAAGGCGGCUAUUUGUCUCAAAUAUUCCAUAUGAAUAUCGUUGGACCGAUCUAAAAGAUUUAUUUAAAGAAAAAGUUGGCGAUGUUGCAUAUGUUGAGUUGUUUAAUGAUGACAAUGGUAAGCCCAGAGGAUGUGGUGUUGUAGUAUUCUCUACUACAGAGGCAAUGAAGAAAGCUCUAUCAGUAAUGCAUAGAUAUGAGUUAAAUGGACGAAAGCUUGUUUUGAAGGAAGAAAUGGGUAAUGAAAGAAACAGACUUAAUACUUCGAGGUCUGGUGGAGUAGGAAGCGGAAGGAAUUUAAGAGAUGAUAAAGAUAACUGGGGUGCCAAUAAACCUAGAGAGCCAGAAAAUUUUAACACUUAUGGUCUGAGCCUACAAUUUUUAGAGUCAAUCAAUGUGCAGCCACCUUUGAUGAAGAAAGUGUUUGUUGCUAAUCUGGAUUAUAAAGCUGAUCGUGCUAAAAUUAAGGAAGUGUUUAAAAUGGCUGGGAAAGUCCAUAAUGUUGAUUUAGCAGUAGAUAAAGAUGGUAAUAGCAGAGGAUUUGCAGUGGUUGAAUAUGACCAUCCCGUUGAAGCUGUUCAGGCAAUAUCAAUGUUUGACAAGCAAAUGUUAUAUGACCGUCGCAUGACAGUUCGAAUGGAUCGUGGUGUGUCAGAUAAGACAGAACUUAGGUUACCCGAGGGGUUGAAGGGAAUUGGUCUGGGACUGGGCCCCAAUGGGGAACCCUUAAGAGAUGUGGCGAGGAAUUUGCCUCAAACACCAAGUACUACAAACUUGAGCUUAGCUGGCACUGGUCCAGGAAUUGGUGCUGGAGUGUUGGGCGCGGUGCCAGCUGCAGGCGUGGCAUUAAAUGGCCUUGGUACUGGACUCUCAGCGAAUACACUUGGUACAAACACUGCAUUGGGAGGCAGUUUGAGCUUGCAGGCUUUGGGUUUGACAGGUUUAGGGGCAUUGCAAAAUCAAUUGCUUCAGCAAGGUCUCACAGCCAAUGACUUGGCUACUGUUCUGUCGGCGCAAGCAGCAAAUGUUAACACAAACAAUUUGGGUUUGAAUACUACAGAUUUGGGAUCCAAUGUUAUGGGUAAUUCCAAUAUGGGAGGCAAUGUGCUAGGUGGCAAUCCCAGUUUAAGUAGUGGACCACUGUCUGGUUCAAGCAGACAAAUGGGAAAUGUACCAAUUCCUGGUCAGGGCUACGGCCGUGACACAGGAGUACAGCAAGGAGGAAGGGAUAAAGAUAUGGUUAUAAUUUCUAAUCUUCCAUCAACAGUUUCUUGGCAAUUGAUUCGAGAGAAGUUCAGUGAGUGUGGUGAUGUUAAAUUUGCUGAAAUGACUGCACCAGACACAGCCAUUGUUCGUUUCCAUAAAGAGUGGGACGCAGAGAGAGCAAUAAAAAUGUUUGACAGGACUCGUAUUGAUGGCAGGACAAUUGACGUUCGCUUCUAUUAAAUGUGACGUCAUGCAAUGCAGAUCGAGGAACGCGAAAAUAUAUAUGUCGGUUAGAAAGUAAAUGUCGCACUUAAACAUUGAAGAAGACGAAAAACGAUUUCAUGGAUGGUGUUUAACCCUUUAUAAGGCAUAAGCAUCUAGGGGUGGAUAAGUAAAACUGUUGAUGGUUUUAGACUAUUUUUAUUAUGGUUUUUCACAAAAUGCAAAUAAGAAAUUCAAAAAUUUAAAAAAACACGGUGGUAAAUAUUUUCCCGCUGCCCGUGACGCCUUAACUAGCCUUUCCUAUGAAAUGCAGUAAAACAUGGUGUUAUGCAGAGCGGAACUUUGCAUUUUUCACAUAUAACUUUCGAUCUUUUGUCUUUUUCUUUUGUGCUACACAUUCUGCAACGUUUAUAUGAAGGCGAUUCAACGGGCAUAUGGUCUCCAAGGUUGGUGAAACGAACUUCCUCUGCGACAACAUGCACUGCCUUUUGGCGAUUCUCAGAAGCAAUUUUUUUUCUGCAGAUAUAGUUGACUAAACUACCAGAUCGUCGUUUUCUACUGGAAAACCCACUGAUCAGUCCUCUAGCGACAGAGACUCGAAAUUCAAGAUUGCUUAGUUUUGUCGCAUUCUUAUUUUGGCAAUAUAACAAGUAUGCAUUUGUUAUACUUGUAUCUAAAAGGAAAAAGAAUAUUCGGACCCACCAUCUCCUACUUCUUCUGCCUACUGAAUAGGUACUUUUUAUCUGAUCAAAGUGAUCAACGCCUCCCAUCCUUUUAGUAUACUCCUUUAUUGCUAACGGGCAGUUGAUUUCUUGUUUUGUGCCGUCUUUCUGAGUCCGUAAGACAGUGGUUUUGCCAACUUUUGGAUGGAAUGCAUUACUCAAUAGGAGAACCUCUUUGGUAUCUUGCCAAACUAAGAAAGAUACAUUUCCCUUGACUCUCCAUUUAUAUUGUCCUUUUGCAAGCUUCUGAUUCGUUUUUACAAGUACAGGCAGAUGUUUUCUGUGUCUUCGUACAGUUCCUGUAGCAUAAAUGCCAUUUUCAUAUAGAUAUUGCAUUAGAGUGUAGUCACAGAAGAAAUUGUCAAAUGUAAUAAUAAUAUGAUAUUCCUCCAGUGCUUUAUUUGUCAGCUUUUCAGUCAACAUCUUCACAACUUUGGAUCCUAGUCCUUCCUCUGUUCCGGUUUUUGAUUUUCCAGUGUAUAUGUAGAAUUCAUAGAGAUACCCAGUUUUACUGUCACAGCGACACCAUACCUUGUAACCUCUUUUUAUGGGCUUUAGAGGCAUAUACUGUUUCAUGGAAGACCGGCCUUUGAAGAGAAUCAUCGAUUCAUCAAUACUUUGCGAUGAGGAGUCUUUGGCAUUUUUCUGACAUGCCUGAGUGAUAAGAUCCAAUAAUGGGCGUAUUUUGUAAAGUUUGUCAUAGUUCUCGCUUGUCUUAUCUGGUAUCUGUGUAUUAUCAUUCACGUGCAGAUUUCGCAAUAUCUUCUUGAAUCGCUUUACGGUCAUAGUCUCUGCUAUUUCAUCUACCCUGAAACCAGGGUCGGAAGACCAAUAAAGGUCAAUAGAAGGCAGAAUAUUGUAUCCCAUUAUUAUAAAAAUCCCUACAAAGGCCUUCAGUUCUUUUUUAUCUAAUUGUGUCCAUCCUUCAUCUUUCCUUUGCUCUGCAUAUAAGUUUGUUUGAUAUAUUAUCAAAUCGUAGACUUCAUCAGUGAAGAAUUUUUCAAAUACAGUUACAGGUCUAGUACGGCUGCUAAACAUAAUUGCCGGUUCCAUCGGAAUUUCAUCGUAAACGCUAGGACUUGGCCGAUCAGUUGUCCACAUAGUUUUUUUCCAUGUUUCCUCUUCGCCGUCUGAAUCAUCUGUUUCCGAAUCUGAGUUAGUAUUUGCUACUGGUGAUUGUGGUUGUCGCCGUAAGGUCUGUUGAGUGCCAGAAGUACUGGGUGCAUUUUGGAUUAUUCUUGCCCGCCUAAGCCGGUCACUGUUGGUUGGUUGAGGUGAUGGACUAGGUUGGUUUUCAACAGACGCAUUACUUAUAUUACUAAUAAGACUAUCAGGUGGAUCAGGUGUGGGUGCUAGAAUUCCAUCAUGAGGCUCAUCAAGGCUCUCUAAAAUUCUUUGAAGUUUCACUGUACUGUACUGCACAUCUUCUUCAUCGGAUUCCAAAUUAUCAUCUGACACAUCGGGAUCAUCAGGUAAACCAAAAAUCUCUUCUAAUGCACAAGCUAUUUCCAAGUCAUUCAGUGCCUUUUCAUUCAUUUUCAAAAUAUAAAUCUGUAACAACCAAUACAUACUGUCAGCUCCACGGGCAAAGGGAACAUUUUUACCACCACAAAAAGCCCCUACUAACAAAAUCUGCAAAAUGUAGAAUUGAAAAUAUGCUUGAAUAUCAAUGAAAUAUACAAUAAGCUUUAGAAAUAAUAACAACUUACCGUUCAUGAGUCGCAGAUAUAAAAGAUUUAUAAAGAUUUUAGAAGUCGUACCGAAACACACCCGAUUUCAGUCUUCCAAACGUCACAGUGUAAAAUCUAAAAUGGCGACGUGUCAUUGCCAUAGAUGAAAAAUGUUGACCGGAUAUCCAUAAAAAUGUUGCCAAUAGGAAAAAAUCUUUCCCUAAAAUUUGAUUAACUAAUAAUGUGAAAAUUAGUGGUGGGAAAUAUAUUCCCGCUGCCUUAAAAAGGGUUAACAUUCCUAAUUUUAAUUAUAUGACAAACCGCCUUAUUGAAGAUAUUUUUAAGAUAAACUGUGAUAUUAAGUAGUUACCUUUUUAAUUAUAUACAUAACUAAUAAUAAAGAUUUAUUCUG
Parnassius mnemosyne (clouded apollo) is the source of this 4449-nucleotide messenger RNA. Lineage: Eukaryota; Metazoa; Arthropoda; Insecta; Lepidoptera; Papilionidae. The record is from the annotation of a GenBank genome assembly.